Protopterus annectens (West African lungfish) is the source of this 694-nucleotide messenger RNA. RefSeq names its product chromosome chr17.part0 C19orf81 homolog (gene CCHR17.PART0H19orf81). The record is from RefSeq and is a predicted model, not a curated record. NCBI's taxonomy places the organism in Eukaryota, Metazoa, Chordata, Ceratodontiformes, Protopteridae. The transcript has 4 exons. Bases 1 to 618 code for a protein of 205 amino acids.
AUGCGAGUGGGAAGCCGGGAACAACUGGAUUUUAUCGACAGCAGUUCAGGGGAAAUGGAUUGUGUUUAUUGGCAGCAUUUGGAUGAAAUGGAUUUAUGCAGCACUGCUGAAGUUAUCGGCAGCAGUUCAGGGGAAACAAAAGGAAUGAAAAAACAUCUAAGAAAGAUCAUUUCAGAGUAUGAAUCCCUGGAUUUGGACAUGCCAUGCACAAGAAAAUUUCAAAAGCCUCCUGCAGCUCAGCCACUAACAAUCUGCAUGGAAUGUAUGCCCGAGAAAAAAAUCAGUCAUGAAGACAUUUUUAAUGCGAUUAAUCGAGUCCUUCCAAAGGCCAUGGAGAAAGAAAGAGUUCUCAAUAUUCUGUUUGAGAAUAUAAAUGUUAUCUGUGGAACAGCAGGACGUAAAAACAGGUGGUUGAUUGCAGUGUCUGACUUUGAGACAAGAAACUUAUUUUUAAACUCAGGUCUUGUUGUCAAGGAUGAAUUCUUCCCUCUGCGUUGUUACGAUGAUGUAGUCAUGGAAGAAUACAAGCUCCAGCUUCAAAGAGCUAUGGCCAGAAAAAAAAUCCUUGAUACCUUAAGUGGCACUGCUGACCCAGACAUGCUCAGCAGUAAAAAGUAAAAAAGUGUCUCUUUGGCUUUUUCAAAAUAAAGUCUGUUACCUAUCAUAUCCUUUCUUUCAUGAUGAGUCAGACUUC